Molecule: messenger RNA, 2419 nt
Organism: Polychytrium aggregatum
Lineage: Eukaryota; Fungi; Chytridiomycota; Chytridiomycetes; Polychytriales
Exons: 3
Coding region: 242-2419 (725 amino acids)
Molecular function (GO): protein binding
Source: RefSeq, a predicted model, not a curated record
UGCACGAGACGCGCCCGUGUCUCACGAUGUCACACGACGCCGCCCCCGCCUUUCCUGCGCGACUCGGCCGUUUCUUUCCGUCGCCUCGACACCAUCUUCGACAUCAUCUUCGACACCAUCUCGCCAUCAAGUCCUCCGAUCCGCCUGUCCAGCACCCGUCUCGCCAGCGCGCUGUCUGUCGAGCGCUCCCCAAGGCUGGUCCUGUCCUCCGUCUUCCGCAUCCACCGGGGACCAAAGCCCAAUGCCCCGUCUGCUGCUGGUCCUGGCAAUCGCCUUGCUCGCCGCCCUUCAGGCCUGGGCGGCCCCACAAGCCCCCGUGGGCGCUGAGCAAUCCGUUUCUGUACCGCCCAGCCAGCCGUCUGCUCCAGCACCCGCAACUACAGGCUCGUCUCCAACACCUCUCGUCGGCUCUCUUCCGUAUUCGCACACGGUGCUUGUUCUCGGUGGCCUCGGCACCGGCAGCGUCCUGUUGGUGUUGUCGCUGACCUGCGGCUGCGUCUCAAACAACAAAAAGCCCGCUCAGUCGGCCGAGACCACCAAAGCCUCCGCUGUUGAGCAGCCCCAGUCAACGAUCGUCCAUCUCGAUGGCUUCAAGGAUGCCGAUCUCGCAAAGCUUCCGCCAGAAGAGCUCUCGAUCGAAGCCAUGUCUCGUCGCUCGCGUGUCAUAUCCACCCGCCGAGCCUCGCAGGAAACCCUGUCGAUGAUGCCGCCCACCCCGACGCUCUCGGUUCGUGCCGAGCAGCUCCCGAUUCCGGAAGAAAUCACCAUGAACUCGUUCGUUGUCAGCUUUCCGACGAUUGCGUGGCGAUUCAGGAAGAACAGCACCGGCGAGUGGAUGGCGACCCUCAUGGACUUGACCACCAAGCCCGGUGCCUCCUCUCCCGAAACCGUCAUCGUCUCCACCAUCGAGGGCGCUGCCUCUGCCUCCGAGUCGCCCAUCUUCUCCCUCAACGACUCGGCCCUUGACAACAUUUGCUCGCUCAACCAGAGCUUCCUGCGCUACGGUGCGCAUCCGCCCAUCAGCCAGCUUCCUCUCGACCUGCACCACAACCCAGCCCUGAUUGACUUUGCCCUGAGUCUCGAGCGAAUCCUGUCGCUGCUGCCGGAGCUGAUGACCACUCCCUCGGACGAUCCCAAGCAUGCCGGGUGCUACCAGCAUCUCCGCGAGCAGCUGAAAGACCUGGGCGCUACCACCGAGGCCCUGAUCCAGUCUGUCGCCAAAGAUACGUUGGUCAUUGGGAUGCGCGUCAAGAUCGGAUAUGCUCCUCGAGCCUUCAACGAGAUCGAGCUCAAGAAAGGCGAUCGGGUCGUCAUCUUUUGCAACCUCGGAAGCGAGGCUGUCUUUGGCUUCAACCAUACGACCAAGCAACUGGGCUUUUUCCCGUCCCAGCACGUCGAACGACGUCCACGCAGCCGUCGAAUGUCCCUUGCGGCCUCACCGCCUUUCAGUCAUCUCCCUCCCCCCAACGAGCUCAAUAUGCAGUACGAAUCUAUGACGGCACGCGCUGGUGCGCCGCCUCCGUUCCGAUCGCCCGCGAUCCAUCCCGCGCUGCAGAACUCGGGCAAGCCGCCCUACCGAUAUCUCCUACAAGAGCCGCCGUCGGUCCUCAGUAGCCCGAUCCUCAGCUCUCUGAAUGCUCUCCCGAGGGAUCGCAGCAUCCUUUACCCGAUUGCGGAACAAGCCUCUCCCAUUAGCUCGCCGGUGUCAAUCCAUCGUGCCAAGACUAGCCAUGGUCGGUCCGAGACCCAGAGGGCCCCUGCCUCGCCGGUCUCUCUUGCGCGCUCGCGCUCAGAUCCAUUCGGACGAGGCCGAGUCAAUGGCCUUGACAUGAUCCCGCAGCGCUCCUACUCGCCGUCAGGCCCGCCCCAAAGUCCCCUGCCGGAGCUGCCCUCCUCCUUUGAAGACAAUCCUGUCCUGUCCCAGUCGGCAGCUGCCCCGCUGCCGCUGAUCCAAACUCGCAUGCGGCAGCCGCUUCCCCGAGAUGGUCCCAGCAGCGAGCCCAAUUCAGUCACGCCGUCCAUUGUCAGCCCGAGACAGGAUGGAUAUGCUAGUCGGCGCCAGAUGAAGCUUGCCCCGCCUCCCCCGGAUAUCAACCUCAAGCCCCCCGCAAGUGCCGGCUCGACCCCGGUGCUCAAGGGUGACACACCGGUGUCGGCCAUGUCGGGUCCGUCUCUCCCCUUUUCGGUCUCGACCCCUGCGGCUGCCCAUGCUGCACCAGCGCCUGGCCACCACGCGUCUCCUCCCAAAGCCCCGCUGCCGGAGCUGCCUGACGAGCCCACCAUUAUGGAUAUUCUGGAUUCCCCAUUAGUAUCGCCUCAGAUCGAGGCGCUGACGGCUGAGUAUAUGGCCCUCAGCGACCACGAGAGCGAAGAGACUGGCAAUACGCCGACUCGAGAUGCAGACGCCGAGGUCCGAUAG